AUAUUGCUUGGGGGGCGUGGUUAAUGGCAAUUGACGUUUGAGAGAGGAAGUGUUGUUCUAGUGUUCGAUCAACGGUAGUUGCGAAAAGAGUGUUCCCCUUCAGUCAACAUACCACAUCCAGGUAGUUAUUUUUCAGUAGAUUUUUGGAAGGAAAAAAGAAGACAAACAAAUUAAUACCAUGGUCACAGAAGGGGAGCCUACAGAUUUGGUGAAAGUGCUGCACCUGCUGGUGCUGUCUUUCGCAUGGGGAAUGCAGUUGUGGGUCUCCUUUAUAGCAGGUUUUACACUGGUGAAGCAGGUAACACUGCACACCUUUGGGCUGGUGCAAAGCAAGCUGUUCCCUGUCUAUUUCUAUUGCUUACUGGGCAGCAACUUUGUCAGCCUGGCUGUGUAUGCAGUCUACCACCCCAGAGAGCUGCUGGAUUGGCACGAAAGCCUGCAGAUGGCCCUGUACUUUGUGGCAGUCAUCAUGGCAGGUCUAAACGCACAGUGGUUUGGCCCGUCUGCCACAGAGGUCAUGUUCAAGCUGCGGGAGGUGGAGCAGGAGCAUGGCCUGGGGAACCAAAUAGGGAUAGGGAGCCAGAGGGAAGCCUACGCCAAACUCAGGGAGCAGGACCCCAAGUACAAGGCCUACAAGAGCACCUUUGGCCACUAUCAUGGCCUGUCCAACCUAUGCAACCUGAUUGGCUUUAUCUGCACAACCACCAACAUAGUGUACACAGCUCUCAAUUUACACACCAUUUAGAGAUUGUGUAUAUGUGGUGUUUGGUGACAGGUUUUCAUAUUGUCUGUCAAUGAGAGGAUGCAUGUAUCAAAUGUCUCAGAGUAGGAGUGCUGAUGUAGGAUUUUUGCCUUUAAAUCACAAAUAUUAUUACAUAGCUCUGGAAAAAAUCUGAAAAGACGUGAUUGGUCAAAAGACCAAUUAGUGGGGGAAAAUAUCAGAAUUGGCUGCCUGUGUAAAUGCAGCUUUAGGCAUAUUACAUAUGGAUCUUAGUUCAGCACUCCAAAUGAGACGCUUGAUGCAUACGGCCCUCAAACAACGCUUAACCAUGUUUUUUUAAAUGUACCUUUUUAAUCUAAUUGUUUCACCUGUCAAUAGAAAACAGCACACAAUGUCAACUUAUUUCUGGUCUUAAAACGGAGGUUUAACACUUACACAGAACUUGAAGAUACAUUUUUUUUUUUGAAAAGCACAAGCUUCUGAUGGGAUAAAGGAUGGGACAUUGUAUUGCUUAUGACUUCCACUAGAGGGUACUGUCUGCAGAACAUUUAUUUUUACAAUCAUUAGGCAGAUAUUUUUUAACAAUAUAACAUUUAGCUCAGGGUUGAUGCACAGAAUUAUGUACUGUGAAUAAAUCACAAUUAUGGAAAUUCCUAAAAAUAAUGAAUUCAAUAGCACCAAUAAUAUUAAGUCAUUUUUUAUGUUGAAACAAGAAAAAAUAAAGUUCAGUUUGAGUUGUUACCCUU
This is a messenger RNA of Oncorhynchus keta (chum salmon), 1467 nucleotides long. RefSeq names its product transmembrane protein 205-like. The transcript has 4 exons. Lineage: Eukaryota; Metazoa; Chordata; Actinopteri; Salmoniformes; Salmonidae. Bases 179 to 745 code for a protein of 188 amino acids. The record is from RefSeq and is a predicted model, not a curated record.